UCUCAGUGUCCUGAUCUUCUGCUGGGGAGGAGACAGGAGUGAACAGAAUGAAGUCUUCAGGGCAUGUCUCCAAACCAGUCUGCAUGGCAUCCUCCUCCACAGGGCAACGUGCACUGAAGGUGUCCUGGAUCCGGAGGCUGUGGGUGACCUACGCUGUUCUGUGCUUCCUAGCGCUGCCACAGAGGGGCACAGCCACAAAGUCCCGCUGCGGCCGGGAGCUGCUGGCCGACCUGGAGUUCGUGUGUGGGGACAGAGGCUACUACAGAGGAAGCAAACCGCUGGACAGACAGGUGCUCAGCCUGCCUGUCAUUGCAGGGAAUGCACAAGGCUACGGCAGGAGGCUGCGAGGGAAGGGCAUCGUGGAGCAGUGCUGCCUGCGCGGCUGUGACCUCCAGCACCUGGAGUCCUACUGCGCCAAGCCCCAACGCUCAAGGAGAUUGGCACCCAGCGUGGAGCCGCACAGCCAGGAGGGAAAACUGCGGGAAAUCUUCAGAAAGCAUGUCCUGGCUCCCUCCAGGAAUUUGGAAUCCAUCAGGCUGAAUAAGGUUGUGGCAUUGGGGAAUCGGAACCUACCAGAGCCCGGGGCCGCUACUUCUGUGCCUAGGAUCUCCAGGCACUCCUUCCUGCUGAAGGAGAUAUCCAGAAAGGAUGUGGAAAGACAGCCCUGAGAGUGAUCCCCUGAGUGAAGAGGAAGAAGGAACGUAGGAAGAGACUGUUUUCUCAGAGCCGGUAGACUUUUACAGAGACAGUGUUCUAUGCUGCUUGCUGUUUACGGGAUUGUGAAGCUUAUCUUUGAUGACCAUAUUAAAUUGGCAUUUUACUGGAUUUUUUUAAUACCCUGAGUGUUUUUCCCAUUUUUUUGCAAAAACAAAUCCAUUGAGGAUGUUAGAUGGGCACUUUUUAGUAUCUGCCAGGGAGGGAGGAGAUCCAGCAAAGAAGACAGGAGACACAGUGUGUUCUUCCAGCUCGUUAAGUUCCAUGUUCUUCAGAUGCCAACCUUAAAUAACCAACAUGUUGCUCAUUUAAACAGAAGAAGCCUGUUUACUGAAUAGCACUGUAUCACAUGCAAGAGCUUUUCAUCUUCAGUAGUUGAUGGACUAGGUUGCCCACACCACAGAUGCCAUACUUCAGCUGUAACACUGGGCUGACUGGUGUGCCUGGUAUGAGAUGUUUUAUCCAGAAGUCACUGCUCUGCUUUUUUCGCUCCACUGGCUAAGAAAGAGUAAAACCACUUACAAACAGUACAUUUGUCAAGGUAAAAUGUAGCAUAUUUCUUUUUGGCAAUGUAGAAAAGUGGCAAGUCUGUAGUUUUUUGUGACUCCGGUGUACAGUUUAUAAGUAUCCUGACAUAUUUUAGCUUUGUUUUCCUGUAGAGGAAGCUGAAUGAUGUGCACUAAAACAGAGUGAAUGUUUUAUUGUCUUUGGUUAUUUUCCACAUUUUGGAUGUAUUUUUUGAGCUUGUAUGUUAAGUUUUUAUAGACACAGAUUUUAAAAAAUGGUAAAACUUGAAAAGUCCUUGAAGAAAGCACGUGCACUUCAGCAGUUUGUCUUGACAUGUAUUCUCUUGUUUUUGAAAUGCAUACUGCGUCAUAUAAUAUUUAUACCGCAUAUUUAAAUUUAGGUUGCACAGGGAACUGUGACUUUGGGUAUGCUGUGUAAAAACAAUUGUUGCCAAAAAUGUUUUUUUUUGUCUUGUUAUUGGCGAGCGUGCCUUUGAGAAGCUGACAUGAAUUAAACUUUUUUUUUUUCAAACCACGGGUUUGGAGUUUUUUUUUCUUUUUUUCCUUGCAUGUGAAGAACAGAAUAAGCAAAUUUUGUCCUGGUUUUAACUCAAAGCUUUGGUGUACCUGCCAACCCCGAAUUCCUAACCUGGCUCUUCGGGGCAA
Molecule: messenger RNA, 1886 nt
Organism: Lepisosteus oculatus (spotted gar)
Lineage: Eukaryota; Metazoa; Chordata; Actinopteri; Semionotiformes; Lepisosteidae
Gene: igf3
Product: insulin-like growth factor 3
Biological process (GO): cell population proliferation; regulation of protein phosphorylation; positive regulation of cell population proliferation
Cellular component (GO): extracellular region
Molecular function (GO): hormone activity; insulin-like growth factor receptor binding
Source: RefSeq, a predicted model, not a curated record